AUGCCUCCAAAAAAGACCAAAAAAACUGCCAAAAGCGAUUUACAAAAAACCUCACAGAAACGAAAAUACGUUAAAGAUGAAAGUGAGGAAAGUUUACCUGCACCUAAAUUGAGUCCUGCUGCAUCUAAUUUGAGGCAUUUGUCUCACAUUUUCAGUCAAAGUUCAAAUUUUACAGAAGCCUUCCAUAAUCUUGAGGCUCUUAAGCUAGUUAAAUCUAAAACCAACCAUUUUGACCUUCCUAGUUCAGCAUCUAAAUUCUAUCCAGAUAAUUUAAAGUUGCUAAAAAUAACUUUUGUAGGGGCUUUAGCUGAAAAGGAUGUUAUACCUGAAGUUCCAGUUACUCAAAUUCAAGCCAUAUUUCAAAAAUUAGACAAAUAUCUUCUCCCUACUAUUGAUUCUGAAACACUUGGAAAUCAUAAAUUCGAUGUUACAACUCAUACUGACAUUACAAGUGAAAAAGUUCAAACAUUUGUUACGAAAUUGCAUGAUGUCGUAAUAAAUGGUGCUCAGCAGAUAGGCAUGGACGAAACCUUUACUGAUACACUUAUAGACGAUCUACUUCAUAAAUAUAAUGAUCGCUCUUAUCGUGCAUUCUUAAAAUCCAGAAACCACCUGAUAAGCAAAAUAUAUAUUAAAGGUAGUGGUAUUGUGAUAUCAGACCCUAAAUUUGUAAUACAAAAGAAGGGAAAACUUUCUCUUCUUGUGGUAGAGGAUAAGCAUCUGAAAAAUAUCACGUCAGCCACUGAUUAUGGAGAAUCACAGAUCGCUGCAGAAAUGCUUGCUUGUGGUAGUGAGAAUUUACGUUAUCUUGGCAAAGAUACACAUACAGACCAGAUAAUAUUGGCAAUGCGUGUAAUCUCUACAUACGUAACUUUCUAUAAAACUGUGAUUAAAGCAGAAUAUUGGAAGGAACUUGAUAGCGGGCUACCAAAAAAAGAAGAAGUAGAAAUUCAAAGAUGGCCUGCUAAGAAUGGCUUAAGGGCUGGUUUCGAUUUUGCUGAGCCAACUGAUAGACAAACUGUAUUUGAAAUAUUGGCCAAAAUUCGGGAAUCACUUUUAGUAGAAUCUAAUGAUGAAGUUCAGACUGAAGCUGUUACAGCAGGUGUAAGUGGUUCAAACAAAUAG
Molecule: messenger RNA, 1125 nt
Organism: Rhizophagus irregularis DAOM 181602=DAOM 197198
Lineage: Eukaryota; Fungi; Glomeromycota; Glomeromycetes; Glomerales; Glomeraceae
Source: RefSeq, a predicted model, not a curated record